This is a messenger RNA of Cheilinus undulatus (humphead wrasse), 9004 nucleotides long. RefSeq names its product myotubularin related protein 14 (gene mtmr14). Gene Ontology annotation, biological process: dephosphorylation. Gene Ontology annotation, molecular function: phosphatidylinositol-3-phosphate phosphatase activity. Lineage: Eukaryota; Metazoa; Chordata; Actinopteri; Labriformes; Labridae. The transcript is spliced from 19 exons. The record is from RefSeq and is a predicted model, not a curated record. The coding region runs from base 684 to 2651 and encodes 655 amino acids.
CUGGAGUACACAGAUUGCAACACCACUCUCCACGGCUGGGACUGCUGGGGCUUUUAUCCACGACUACAUAUGCAGUACUGAGAUCCUGCAGCCAACCGGUUGACUGUUAAAUAACUUUAAUCCAUUUAUCGUCAUGGACAUGGUUACUAGAGAGACAUGAAGACGUGACAUUGGAUAAACGUGAGCAGGCCGGGAAGGAUCCUCGGGAUUUCCUGUCUCCAGCUGGCUGGAGUUGGGUUAGCUAGCUGGUGCAGGGAGCCCAGUAUCAACUCAGAUGUCACUAAAGCAAACCAAACAGUGGUGAUGCGGAGGACUAAAACAGUUCUGAAACUGUCUCAACCGAGUAUACGAGGAGUGUUAGUAAGUGGAAUUUACGAAACUACUUUUGGGAAGUAGAAGUAGCCUGUUAGCUGGUCGUGCUAACUCCAGUAGCAGCAGCCGCCGCGGUGUGAGUGGCCGGCUGUGCCGUCUUCCUGACGGCUUGUGUUUGGAGAGUGGAGCAGCUCGCCGGUGCCCUGAAUUCAAGAAGACUCCCCGGCUCCGGCCCCCUCAAGCGGGCAGUCAGGAAGAAGCUGGCUGGGAGGGGAUGGCCUGGUCGGUCUUCCCGUUCCCAAGGACAAGGCUCUGCGGUGUUUGAAGGAGGUCGAGUUCGGCUAGAGGCCACCACCGCGGGUCGAGGCGUCAUGAUGGCCGGGUCUCCCUCCGUAGCCGGCGGCUACACGGCCAGCGGGCCAUCGGUCAGGAAGAGCGAGGAAGUAAUGGAUUUGAUAGAUUUGUUUUCAAAGAUGCAGUACAGAGCGAAGGAAGUCACUUCACGGGUGGAGGGGAUAGAGAAGCGUUGUCUGGAGUUGUUUGCAAGAGACUACAAGUACAGUAUCAUCCACAACGCCAACGGAGAAGUGUGUGGCCAUUAUCCCCGGCAGAUAGUUUUUCUGGAGUAUGAAUGCACAGACGUCGAUAAAGAAAGGUUUGAGAGCACCGUGCAGAUCAGUAAGCUGCAGGACCUUGUGAACAGGAGUAAGCUGGCCCGCUGUAGAGGGAGGUUUGUCUGUCCCGUCAUCCUCUACAAUGGCAAGCAUAUUUGCCGGUCGUCCACUCUGGCAGGGUGGGGAGAGCUGUAUGGACGCACUGGCUAUAACUACAUCUUCUCAGGGGGCACUGAUGACACGUGGACGGAGUCAGAGGAGGUUCCAGAGGAUGACAGUGCAGUCAGGAACGGGGACUCCCAGCUUUUUGACAAGGUUCGGGGUCACGACAUUAAGCUGCUACGUUACCUCUCGGUUCGCUACAUCUGUGACCUGAUGGUGGAGAACAAGAAGGUUAAGUUUGGCCUAAAUGUGACGUCCUCUGAGAAGGCAGACAAGGCCCAACGCUAUGCAGACUUCACCUUGCUCUCUGUGCCUUAUCCAGGGUGUGAGUUUUUUAAAGACUACAAAGACCGAGACUACACAGCUGAGGGUCUGGUGUUUAACUGGAAUCAGGACUAUGUGGACGCUCCUUUGACAAUCCCUUUGUGCUUUACUCAGAACUUGAACAUUGACUGGACUCGAUACCAGUCGUGGGACCUGGUGGAACAGACCCAGAACUAUUUGAAGCUGCUGCUCCACAUCAUCAACAGUGAUGAUGAGAGCGGCCUCCUGGUGCACUGCAUAUCAGGCUGGGAUCGGACGCCUCUUUUCGUGUCCCUCCUCAGGCUCUCUCUUUGGGCAGACGGAGCCGUGCACGCCAGCCUGGAGCCAGCGGAGAUCCUGUAUCUCACCAUCGCUUACGACUGGUUCCUCUUCGGUCACAUGCUGCCAGAUCGACUCUCCAAAGGGGAGGAGAUUUUCUUUUUUUGCUUCAAUUUUUUGAAGCACAUUGUCUCAGAGACGUUCUCUGCUGUUAAAAAACAGAGAAGGAAGAACUCCCACUUCAAAGACAGUGAUUUCACUGUGGAAGACCUCUGCCAGUUAAACUUGAGGGAUCGUGGCAGUGUGACCAGCCUGAGCAGCGAGUUUUCCCUCAUCACCGAGGAAGCAGGUGGAGCCUCCAGCCUCACCAACGACACUGUGGACCUCUUCACCAGCCAACCCCAGGCCUCCAGCUGGAGAAAAGGCACCACCUCCUCUCCUCAGAUGGCUGUUUGGAAUAAACAGAACCCUAUUGAGGAGCACCUAUCCCACCCACUCAAUGAGGCCAGGUCUUCCAGCUCCUCCUCCUCAAACCAAUCAGAACACGGUGUCACACGCACUGGUAGCAGCCCAUUGGCUGUCCCUGGGAGACGGUUAGCAGCAGACUACACGCGGUCGGGGUCCUCCCUCUCUACAGAGUAUGGCAGUUGGCAGAUAGUUUCUGGUUGUGGCAGCAUCCAUGACCACGCUAAUUUCCCUCCACCUGUUGCCUCAGCCUCCUCCACGUCAUCUGCUGUCGCUGCUGCCUAUGACUCCCCCCUGCCCUUCAGCUUUCAGGAUGAAGGACCCAGUGGACGAAUGUGUCCCUUCCCCUCCGAGCGUCAGGCCCGUCUGGAGGCGGUGCGGGAAGUCUUCCUGGCAGCCUACAGCUCCACUGUGGGCCUUAAGUCAUCAGCCCCCAGCCCCUCCGGCGCCAUCACUGGCCUGCUGGAGCAGUUCGCCCGCGGGGUCGGCCUCCGUGGCACCAACGCCAUCGUCUGAACCCGCUCUAAUGUGACUUCAGACCUUCCUUCUGCUUCCAUCCAUCCAUCAACAUGUCUAGACUCAGAACAAUAAAGUGCCAAACAUCUCUGUUCAAGUCAGGGCUGAAGCAUUACAUCUUUUCUUGAAUUUCCUUUAAAUUUUGUUUGUAAAUCGUACAUGCCCAGGUUUAUUUUUUUAUGCGCUUCAGCGAUUUUUCUCUGGACUUUCUACCUUUAAUUUUAAUCUGUUUGGAGGGUGAUGGUUUCAGCCAAGGUAUCAAAAAGGGAUAGUUAAAUGUAAAAGACUGAGUGUAUGAGGUCUGAUCCUCUUACAGGCAGAUUAUAAAGAAUUCCUCCGUUCUUCCUUAAUCUUUUUAUCACUUUUUAAAUUUAACACAUUAUUUGCAGGGACCGUCCCAUGUACAGGAAGUAAUAUUUUAUUUUUUUCUGCCUUUUUGUGCUGCUAUUCUUUUUUGAUCCCAGCAGAGGGGAGUGCUUUUAUUCUGAUAGGUAAUAUUUGCACAGUGAAGGGAUGACGUAGUUCCUUCAUAGUGUGAUGAAGCAAAAAUCAGCAGUUACCAUGAAGCUGACACAUAUGUAUGAAGUUUAUUCAGUUUUAGUCAGUGCCCAUGCUUUGUGAUGUCAGAGUCAACAGCUAUAUACAUUUUUAGGGAUGCACAAUAUUGGAUUUUGCCAAUAUCAGAUAUGAAAGUAUGUACAUAUUCAUUUUAGCUGAUACCAAUGUCAACAACAGUAUUUAAAUAUAUAUUUCAGAACUAAAUUUAAGUCCUUAAACACACUUUAAAGUUUAAGGAUUGAAGAUGAACAAAGAAAAGCUGAUGUCUGGUCUGUUGGUCCAGCCUAAAACCCCACAAACUUAUUCGUACAUGUUGCCAGUGUAACGUUUGGAAAAUAUUUGCAGAAAUGUUCGUAUCUGCUAGCAUAAGCUAAUAUCUGUCAAUACCGAUGUCAUGCUGAAAGUAUUGUGCAUCCCUAUUUUAGGACAUGAUUAUGACUGUAAAGACUAACUAAACCCUGGAGUCUCGGUUGAGGUACUUCCACUGAAUUUCAAACAAUGCCUUUAAAAGUCAUGGGCAGAGAUGGCAGGGGUGAGGGAGAAGACUCGCCAACGUACCAUCAGAGGCAACAUCCUAUAGUCUGUGCUGCUUUUGCAGGUUUGAUUAUUAUCCAUAAUGUCAUGAAUGUUAACUGUGAACUACCUGAGUGUGAGACAAUAGCUUAGCAAAGACACAAGAUGGUAUGUUAUCACCCUUCUUUCAAGAAAAACCUGGUUUAUUCACACUCAAGAAGACUAGAACUACACUACCCACAAUCCUGGUGUGCCACAGAUUGGUGGAGCCCAGCUUUAACCAUAGGUUGUCUGGACCGUCCACCUUAGUGGAAACACCACCACUGACACCACAUAGCUUUCCUUUCUCCACAUCAGCCAGUAGGAAAAUUCUGUUGCAGUAGCUGGGGUUCAGCCUGUAGAGGGCAGAUGCUGUGCAUGUUUUUAACACAGUGGUAGAAUUGAAAUACUGGACCUGGAUUGAUCAACAUCGGUUCUAAAUACCCUUACACAAGCAGCUGAUUUAGGGGUCUAGUUAGUCUUUAAGCCUGGGAAAGAUCACAGUUUCUGAAGCAAACCUAGUCAUUAAACACGUCUGACCCAGUUUAUGAAUAAAUAUGUUGCUCGAGCAAAAUAAACGCACAGUCAGAGUGUAAACAGAAAGUUACAGAACUUGGUGCAGAUCAGACUUACUAUAGAUGAGGGAGAGAAGAUUUUCUUCGCUGUUUAAUGAUCUAAUGAGCACUUCUUUUUUAUGAAUUUAAGCACAUUGUAGCUUUAUGGUUCAGUCUGCUACAGAGUUUAGUUUAAGUGUUUUUUGAAUAGCUCUAAAAGCAAACGUACAUAAGAAUGGUCACGAGGAUGUUCAUAAUUACAGAGAAGCAGUGUGACUACUGGGCGCUUUUUUUUCAGUGUAGUGUAGCUACAAAGUUUCCACCUCACAGGUAGUGUGGUUAGUAUUUAUGAAGUCAAAAUCUGAUCUAAGUAUUUUAAAGUUUAGCAUGAUACCUCGGUCAUCUUUCUAAAAUAGCUGGUGUUGAUUAAACAUAAAUAGGGACUCUACAUUAGGAGUCACUCUGCCUUCCCAUAAUUCAGAAAUAAGAUGUUAAACUAGAUGCCAAGAUGUCCAAAAGCAUCCUUUUUGACAAUAAAAAAAAAUGUCCAAAUUUACUCUUACUUUGUUGCAAAUAAAAAGCAUUAAAGCAUAAAUGGCAAGUUUGCAAUCAAAUACAAGCUUCACUGCAGAAGUAACAGCAUGAUACAAAACUUAUUUGUUUAAUGAUUUUAUUGGGUUUUUUUUAUUCCCAACAUCACCACCACGGCUAAAUAUCUAAAGCAUGUUUUGUUUCCCAUUGAUCUGUAAGUCAGACGUCUUAUUUUAGUUCCCAGUCUGUUUUAUCUGUCAAAGGUCUUGUCCAUAUUGUGUGCCUCUGUGAAUGGAUGUAACUUCCUCUGUAACUUUGGUGAAGCCAGCAGUGGCGUUAAACAGCUUUUGGCAAGACUUCCUUCUCUGUCAGGCGUGUUUGUUGUCAUCAGUUCUUUGUCCAUAACAUCCCAGAGAGAGCUGCCCAUUCAUGUUUUGAGUCUCAGUUCAGCAGUAGGAUGUUGGCUAUACUGCAGCUUCACUCAGGCUUUAUUUGUAGUUUGGAGAAUUGUCAGAUAAUAAAAAUGUAUCAGGGCUGUUGUCAAAAGAAGAAGACGACUUCAAAAAGUUUUUGUAGAAAGUUUAGAAUCAGCCACCUCUGAUGGGUUUUAGGUUCCAUUGAAUUUAAACCCUGUUUGGCUUUUGCAACACAGCAUCAAGUGUAAGUGUGGCUCAAGUUAAAAUGUUUGAUUUAUAAUGGGCUGUUGGCUGCUUUUUCAUGCAGAUAUCUGAUUCCAGAGAGAUAAAUGAUAAUCAGAAUGACGUUAAUUAGAGCUGGUAUGUCGUCACCAUGGAUAGUGUUUCUCUGGUUUACUGUUUUUUUAAUUUUGUAAACACUGUAGCCUGCUGAUAGGUGAUUGGUCAGUACAGGUUGGACUAAAAAUGUACCAAAACUAGAAACUGGAGCUCUUACAACUCCUGUGUAAAUGGAGAUUAGCAUCUGCCUGAAUAUAUGGGUAUGCAGAAUCAGAUUCACCUUUAUCAUACAGGUCCCGUUGGUUCAUAAUAUCUCCAUAUUAUCAAGUUGAGUAAAUAUUCUGUCGUUUUAGUCUCCUAGUAGCACUGACUGGCUCGGUAGCACAAGAGGCACUGAGCGUUGUGAUUCUAUAAACCAAUGCCCUUCGUUGUUCUUGUUGGACUCAGUGAAGAAAAGUCCACUCGAUUCCUGCCUCAGCUCACGUUUAAAAUUUACACUGUUAAAAUCACACCGCUGAGACAUUUCUGCAUGGGCAAGGAAUCUUGAAAGUCAUUUCUGGAGAGAUUUUAUUUUAUCUGAACGCGUUGGUGUUGCCAAAUAGUUUUGACACCUGCUGUACCUCAGGACCUUUUGUUGUGCCUUUUUUUUUUAUCAGUAACAUCAGAUCAGACCUCCACUUCCUCUGAUCUGAUGACUUUUCUUAAAUGGUUUUAAGAGCUUAGGGUGUUUGCAGCUGGUUGUCUGGACUGUAGAAAAUGAUCAGCCUUAACUUUGCUGUAAGUCUUGCUUGGUCUCUGCUUUUAUCAUCCACCUGGUUGCAGGAUUAUCAGCCUUUUUUGUUGUACAGUAGCUUUAAGCUGUUCAGUCUUAUGGACACCCCUGAUACGGUUGAUAGGGUAAUUUUUAGUCAGUGGACACAUUUUUAUUCAAGCUCACCAGUAGGGAGUUAACAGCUUUAUUGACCUUGUAGAAGACUGUAAUCCUAGGAAUUUUACUGGUUAAAUUUUAUGGUUUGUCACUGAUGUUACCCAACAGACCUUUCAAAAGAUGUUUUUGGUUUUAGAGGCAAAAAAUGGGUGAAUCCCAUUUCUACCCUGAGCCCUUAUCUUAGCCCUUCUCCUUGGUUUUGCGCGUUUAUGUCAGGUGAAGGAAUGUCCCAGUUCUCUUCUGAAUCAGGGCUAGGGCUAAGGGCUACAUAGCCUUUGAAACAAAGAUUUUCCAGGACCACACUUGAAACCAAGGGGUAGAAUGAAUUUCCCUCCAUGCACUGCAUGACUUUCAACUGCAAAAUGGCUCAACGGGCUACGAAGGUGGUGCAUAAAUGUAAAAAGAUUUUUGGUAUGAUGAUUAUAGAAAACUGGGGCUGGGAGUUUAUGGUAUUUUAGUAAUGUACACAUAUAAGUGAGGGCUGUUAACUGUAUAAAUAAAUGGAGAAGAUCAACAUGGAGAUCCACAGUAUGAACGAGAUGGUCGAAACUUUAUUGUCACCUCUAAUGACGCUCUGUUCAUCGGCAAUGUGUGAUGAAGAACAGCAAUCAAGUGGCGUCUCGAUUCUUAUGGAAAGGUUUUCACCCCUACCACUUACCACUCUGUUUCAAGGGGGAAGGGGUAGAAAUAGGAUAGAGCCUAAGCGAGAAACAACUAGCUAAAGAUUAGUAAAGGGUUAAAAUGAAAUACAGAGCAACAUCUUGAAAUCUUUUGAGUGACAUCGUGUUUCCAUUUUACUAGAGGCCAAAAUUUGAAAAGAUUAAGUUGUCAACAGAGCUGUCAGUUAUGGCAUUCUGUAACAUUUCAUUGCAUCAAAUAACUACCCAAAAAUCUGGAAUAUAAGUCGCUGUGGUAUGUAAGAUGCAGUCUGUUUUUGGAGGUCCCCCAUAGUGGAAAAGAAUGAUUUCUAUUUUGUUUAGCAAAGUUCACAACAUGCAGUGUCCUUGCAGCUGUGUAGCUUUUUAGUAACAUCUGUUUUCACCAUGUGGAGUGUGCGCUCCUAGCUAAAAGGCAGUAGUUGAGCUUUCAGUCUAUGGUGAUAGAUGUGAAGUACCGACCCAUAGCUGGCUUGGCUAUAAAUAUAAUCUUUUCCAUCCAUUUUCAUUCAAGGCCCUUUAACCAUGGAUUAUGAUGCCCCUUUCUUCAAAUGAUUAUAACCUAAUGAGGGAGAAAAGCUGUUAAAAAGCAGUGCAUCAGCCUAAUUGGUUUUGUUUUGUAUCUUAGCACAUUUCAAGAUUUUAAACACAAACCUUAAAUGCAGAGAGAAUGGAGUUAUGCUGGCUGCACUUUUGACAUUUUGUAGCCAUGUUUUGGUCCCGUUGCUAAUAUGGAUGGCAGCAACUUUUCAGUGAAAAACAGGCUUAAACCGUGUCUUUGACUUUACAGUGAUAAACACUCUUAAAUAAAGCUGACUGAUGCACAAAUCAGUGAUAGAUUUCACUAGAGAUGCACUGAUUGCGGAACUUUAGGCAUUUUAACAUUUUAGCUGACCAUGAAAACAGAUAAGAGUUUGUCUUAAUUGUUCAUUUUGUCUGCCCUGUAAAAAACUCUCUUGAUUGAUUCAUGAGCUACAUAGUUCAGAAAGUUACUGGAUUCUGAUAUCUGUCCUUUUGCUAUAAUUUGACAGAUUUUUUUUUUUUUCUUUUUCUUUUUACACAGAGCUGAUUUCAACUGACACUGAUGCUAAACUGAUAGUGCAUCCCUUAUUAUCACAAUCAAACUGGGUUUGGGGAAAAUGUAUUUACUGAAAAUUUUAAUUGUUGCAAAAGUUUGACGCAUCUCGUAACAUGAAGGAGGAGCGGUUUUGGCUUCACUUGAGGCAAGGUGUAGCUCUGUCCAUUCUUUAUACAGUCUAUAAACAAAGAGGAAACAUGUUGCUCAUUAGCUGUUGCCCUAAGUCUUCAUGCUGAGCUAAGCUGACUUUGUCCAUACAGAAAUGUAUGAUAUCCGUUUUAACUUAUGAAUUUAGGAGAGAACUUUAAUCGACCCCUUUUUCAACGUAUCUUCAGUUCUCCAUCUGAGCUUUAAAAUGGUUUUGUUUAUUUACCCUAGACCUGGAGACUUUAGGCGUGGCCUUCUCCCUGUCAUGUCUUAAGCUUUGUUUUUUAUUUCCUAUAGAGGAUUUCUAAUAUCAAGCUGCCAAUCAGAAGAUUCUAGCUAAAGCAUUACUGUUAGUUUCAUACAGCUAAGUUUGUUCUCCUCCUGAGGUGCUUUAAAUACUCUUCAUUAUCUCUUUUUCACUCACUGGUUUUGCAUGAAUUUGCAAUUUCAUCUCAGUCGCAGCAUAUAAUGGUUUUAUUUGUUUUAAUUUUGAUUACAGAUUCUUUUAUUCAAAUGCUGCAUUGCACUUGCCCUGAUGUUCUCUGUGUAAAGAAUAUUCUUUGUACAGUUGAUGCAUUUUGAUUAAUUUAACCUUUUGUUUCUUGUUUUUGAUUAAUCGUCGCCAUUGGAAGGCUACAAAGUGAACUGAGCUGC